Prunus dulcis (almond) is the source of this 1401-nucleotide messenger RNA. RefSeq names its product protein DOUBLE-STRAND BREAK FORMATION-like. Gene Ontology annotation, biological process: meiotic DNA double-strand break formation. The transcript is spliced from 5 exons. NCBI's taxonomy places the organism in Eukaryota, Viridiplantae, Streptophyta, Magnoliopsida, Rosales, Rosaceae. Bases 91 to 864 code for a protein of 257 amino acids. The record is from RefSeq and is a predicted model, not a curated record.
AAAUGGGCUCAUGAGAUAGGUCCAAUGAGGCCCGUGUCAGCUAUAAAUUCAACUCAAAAAUGAAAUUCAGAAAAUCAUUUUCCCGCCGAAAUGUCAGAGAUCUUUCACUCACUUGUCUUGAACAAAAGGUUCGACGAUGCGACGCUGCGAGUAUUGGAAUCAGCGUUAGUUUCCAAGGACGUGAAGUCGUCGAUAGAGGUCAGGUCCGGCUUGAGGCAGUUCCUGGGGUCCGAAUCUCUCUCCGUUCUUCGAGAAAUUUCCGAGAAAAGUGCCGAGGAGAAGCUUCUGGUUCUUGAAUUUCUCGUUCGCUCCUUCGCACUUGUAGGUGAUGUUGAGAGUUGCUUGGCUUUGAGGUAUGAGGCUUUGCUUUUGCGGGACCUCAAGUCUGCGACUAAUCCAUGGCUGCAAGUUCCGUAUACAGAAUGGCUAAACUUUGCUCACCAGUCAAAAGAUAGUGGUUUCUAUUCUGUUGCAGGAAGGGCAUGUGAAAAUGCAUUGGUUUGCUUUAAGAGGAAAUGUGCUGAAGACCCAAAAACAGAUGAAGUUUACGUUAUGAAGAAAUCUACUGAAGAUGCAAAAGCAGAUGGAGUAUUUGAAAAUGUGCAAGUUAUUGAACAGAUAAAGAGACUCAAGGAUUGUGCCAUGGCAUCUGCUUCUUCCCACUCUGUUCAGGCGCAGACAGCAGACUACUUGAAAAAGAGACAAAAAGAAAAGAGCAUGGAUUGUUCUUCAGUUUGCAAGGACACAAAACCUGUAGCUAGCAUUUUGUUCAGAAACGGAAUAAAAAAGCGUAAUCUACGAAAAUUGAAUGAGAGUCGAAGCUUGUCCAGGAUGACUGAUGGAUCAAAGCCUAGUUUAAUUUGAGGUCAUUGCCAACAUCUUUGUGCUUAUGGAAUUUUAUUGAUUGCAUAUUGGAUGGGAACCCUGAAGUUCAAUAGUAAGAUGAAGACUAUAAUGAGAUGUGCUUGUGUGCAACAAAGAAAAGCCAAGCCAGUUGUGUUGGGUUGUCAUUUUCCGACAUAUAUAUUGAAACGGUCAAGUUAAGGUGGAUGUUAAAUCCCCUUGGUUGAGCCCAUAUUGUAGCUUUGUAGAACUUGACUGGAACAAGACUUUCAUACAUUUCAAACUUUGCUAGUCCAAUGCCGCCUGUAGCCAAGUACCAAAUUCGGUUCCUAAUUCUUACUUACCCAAUAUGAAGGGGAAAACUUGCAUGUUCCUAUCUCUCUCAUCACGUGACCAAUAUUCCUAUCUUACAGAUCACGUGAUGUGUGAGAUAAGAACAGAGUGGGAACCCCUUGAAGGGGAGUUUUUGUCCAUAGUAAGAAGAUGAAGACCAAAGUUAAAGCUAAAGAAUAUCAAACCAAAUGGGGGAAACAUUUUUCUUUUCUCAUUUCAAGAUCA